AUGAAGCUGGUUAUUGAACAGGCAGGAUCCUUAUUCACCGGUUGGAUUGCCUCCUGCCUGUCCUGCUUGCGCUCUGAAGACAAUGAGCAGAGCUUGUCUCGUCGACAGGCGAUGAAGUCGCAGGGUGUCGAACGGGAGAUGAGGGUUUCUCAUACCCAACCUCAUCUCAUAACCCCAAUGAAGCUGGUGGUUUACGAUGACCUUCCAAGUCCAGGUCCGCCACCGCGGACAUCAUCCCUGCCAUCCUGGAUCGCGGAAGGACGAGACAUCGCAUCGCGGGCCUCGAACCGGGCCAGCAUGUCGCUGAAGCGGCAGUCAACCACCCCGUUGAGAAUCAGUGCGCCAACAGACUUCCGACGGGUCGAUACCUCCCAGUCCUUCGCUUCCAGUCCAACGGAGUUCCAGCCGCUGGUGCUGAAGAUCCAUACUCCCGGUCAUCGUCUAUCGACUCUACCUACCUUUGACGAUUUCUCUCCUGUUGGCCAGCAACCUCUGGCACGACCCAGCAGAGCUCUGUUCUCUCCCACGGACAACCCCCGUCUCUCUCGCACUCGCUCGCACCACCCUACCUCAUCCGUCCAGUUGACACGAAAACCCGUAGGCUCUGGAUCGCGUCGAUCCUCGCUAGCCACCCUGGAGCAGCUACUGGACAAGCAAUCUCCAUCAGUGGCAAGCCCCCUGCUCCCCCAUUUCUCAACUCGCUCCUCAACCGGCACCGGCAUCAACAUCAGCGUCAGCGUCAGCGACACUUUCACUCCCCCUCAACACAAAAGGCACGCCUCAAUUCCGAGCUACAGCAGACCCCCGCCGCCACCACCAGUCGCAGAAGACGAAAGGCAACAAAGCGUCCCCAAAACCCCACCCAAGACUCCCCUGCAGGACAGGCCUCUCCCCUCCCUCCCAAUCCCCAGCAGCCCAUCCACAGACUCAUCCUCUUCCUCCUCCCACCAACACUCUCAUUCCUCCCCCGCAACAACCCCAGAAACGACCCCCUCCCGCACCGGCCGCGUUACCCAAUGGCUCUUCCAAAUAACCCCCUCCUCCCCUCCUCCCAAACACCCCAAAAGAAGCGACAAGACCACCUUUCGCACACGCACCCGCGCCCGCGAAAGCUCAAACACAACCAGAACCAGCCUCAGCGGCUCCACCGCCGUCUCCUCACCACCCACCCCUUUCUCCUUCGAGAAACACCCCGAGCACCUCCCCCCAAGCACAGCCCGCGACGCACCGUCCCACCCAACCAUCCACGAGAACGCGCCGCAGUUCCGCUUCGACGAGCUGUCCUACCAACACCAGCACCAGCAUCAGCAUCACCGCCGGUCAGCCAUCGGCGUUGCAUUCUGA
Molecule: messenger RNA, 1344 nt
Organism: Aspergillus clavatus NRRL 1
Lineage: Eukaryota; Fungi; Ascomycota; Eurotiomycetes; Eurotiales; Aspergillaceae
Exons: 2
Coding region: 1-1344 (447 amino acids)
Source: RefSeq, a predicted model, not a curated record